UUUUUUCCGAGCUUUUGCGCAGUGACCUUGUGACCUUCACCUAGUAUGUAGUUCGCCAGUACUUCUUUACUUUCCUCGUGAACACACUACCCUGCAAAUUCAAUCACUACGAGGGGGCUCCCAAAAGAGCGCGAAAUACUAGCAAAGCAUGACUGACAAGCAACAAGAGACACCGAGGGCGGAAGAUGCGGAUCAUAGCCUGGAGGACGUCGUUGUUCCUGAUGAGCCGGCGAAAAGCGAAGCAAAGAAGGAAGAAGUGCCUCCAGUCGGCUACCAUAAGCUGUUCAGCACUGCCGAUGCAUGGGAUGGCAUACUCAUGAUCCUUGGAUUCAUCGGCGCUGCUGGCAACGGCACGCUCCUUCCGCUGUUUGCCGUUGUCUUUGGAGAAUUCACGGAUGCAUUCGGCACUGGUCCAGGCAACCCGAAGUUCAUGUCGCUCGUCAGCAGCAUCGCCCUCAAGUUCCUUUACCUGGGCAUCGCCGCCAUCGUGGGUUCCUACCUGGAAGCGGCGCUGUGGAUGUACACCGGCAACCGCCAGACCAACCGCCUGCGCACGCGCUUCCUCACGGCGGUGUUGCGCCAGGACGUGGCGUUCUUUGACGUGCACUCCACCACGGGUGGCCUGGUGCAGGGGCUGAAUGAGGACAGCAUCGAUGUGCAGAACGCGAUCAGCGAGAAGCUGGGGGCCUUCAUACACCACCUUUCCACCUUCAUAACGGGUUUCAUCAUCGGCUUCGUGAAGGGCUGGGAGAUGACGCUGGUGAUGCUGGGCUGCAUGCCCUUCCUCGCCAUCAUCGGGGGACUGCUGGCCAAGGGAACCCAGAUGGCCAACAGCGCCUCAGCCAAGGAGUAUGCUCAGGCGAGUGCCAUUGCGCAGCAGAGCAUCGCCCAGAUCCGCACCGUGGCGGCCUACAACCGGGAGCAAGCGGCCAUGGAGCAGUACGACAAGGCGCUGGAGGGACCCAGGAGGAUGGGUAUGCGGCUGGCCUGGCUGAGCGGCGUCAGUCUGGGUGCCGUACAGUUUGUCAUGUACGGCACCUACGCGGUGGGGCUGUUCUUUGGCGCCUACCGUGUGGCCGCGGACGACUACACGGGCGGCAAGGUGCUGAUGGUGCUGAUCGCCACCCUCAUGGCGGGCUUCUCACUGGGGCAGGCCGCACCCAACCUCCAAGCCUUUGCCAAGGGCCGUGCCGCCGGGGGCCGCAUGUUCCAAGUGAUCGACCGCCGACCCGCCAUCACCGACGAGGACCCCGCCUCCCAGGACUCCACCAACUCCAACGCACCAACCGCAAACGGCCAUACCAAGUCAAACAAAACCAACUCCAACAACGUCACCGAACUCGCCAUCGUCCAGCCCCCCAGCACCGUCAGCGGUGAAAUUGAGCUCCGGGGAGUGGACUUUGCCUACCCCGCUCGUCCCGACGUGCUCCUCUUCUCCAACUUCAACCUGCAUGUGCCUGCGGGCAAGACGGUGGCGCUGGUGGGCAGCAGCGGUAGCGGCAAGUCUACUGUCGUACAGCUCAUUGAGCGGUUUUAUGACCCGCUGGCUGGGUGCGUGAUGCUGGACGGGGUGGACCUCCGCCAGCUGCCGCUCAAGUGGCUGCGUAAGCAGGUGGGCCUGGUGAGUCAGGAGCCCACUCUGUUCGCCACCUCCAUCUACGAGAACAUCGCCAUCGGCAUGCCGGGCUGCUCGGCAGACGAGGUGGAGGCGGCGGCGCGGGCCGCCAACGCGCACGGCUUCAUCUCGCACCUGCCGCUGGGCUACAAGACACAGGUCGGCGAGCGAGGCGUGCAGCUGAGCGGCGGACAGAAGCAGCGUAUUGCCAUCGCGCGUGCCAUCCUGAAGAGCCCCAAGGUCAUGCUCCUCGACGAGGCAACGUCUGCCCUGGACACCCGCUCCGAGGCCAUCGUGCAGGCGGCGCUGGACCGGCUGGUGGUGGGUCGCACCACGGUGGUGGUGGCGCACCGGCUGAGCACGAUCCAGGGCGCGGACGCCAUUGCGGUGGUGCAGGGGGGCAAGGUGGUGGAGCGGGGCACACAUGCGGAGCUGCUGAGGAACGAGAAUGGCGCCUACUCCAUCCUGGUAAAGCUGCAGAUGGAGGCGCAGCAGCGGCAGGACGGCCCCGAGGCAGCGGCCGGCGAGGAGGACGAGGUGGACGAGGUGGAGGACCUCACCCUGCCCCCUGCUUCCACAGCACCCGCACCCGCAGCCCUGGGCACCACCAGCAGCAACAUCCAAGCAGCGGCGGCGGCUCCACACAGUCACGAUCAGCAGCAGCAGCAGCGGCCUGGCAGCGCUACCGGCCGUGUGGUUUCCAUGGACUUGGGUGGGGGCUCCGCACGCAACGGCUCGGAUGCAGUGGUGGUGAUGCCCAACGCCAUUCCCUCCAACGGCACCACACCCACCGGUCAGACGCCGCCUGGAUCCGCUAAUGCAGCUGCCAAGGGCCGGACGGGCAGCGGAAAGCCGGCAGAGGAGGGGGGCAAGAAGGGCAGCCAGGAGGGUGAGAAGGAUGAGAAGAAGAAGGUGAAGGAGGAGCCGUACAAGGUGCCCUUCAAGCGGCUCAUGUCGUAUGCGGAGGGCGAGGGCAUGUCGGUGUUCCUGGGCUGCCUGGCGUCUGCGGCGGCGGGCGCGCAGCACCCUGCGUUUGCGUUUGUGAUCGCCUCCAUGGUCAACAUCUUUUACACACUCACGCCGUCGGAGCUGAAGCACGAGGCGUCCUUCUACUGCUGGAUGUUCUUUGUGAUCGCGAUGGGCGCCUUCUCGGCGCUGCUGGUGCAGCAGGCGGCGUUUGGUCGGGUGGCGCAGAAGGUGUCGGGGCGGGUGCGUGUGGCGCUGUUUGGAGCCAUCCUGCGGCAGGAGGUAGCCUGGUUCGACGACGAGGACCACGCCAGCGGCAAGCUCACCUCCAACCUGGCCACCGACGCAGCCUACGUGCGGGGGGCGGUGGGUGACGUGUUCGGCGUGGUGUUCCAGAACGUCUCUACGCUGGCGCUGGGCUACCUGGUGGCCUUUGCGUACGACUGGCGCAUGGCGCUGCUCAUCACGGGCAUCCUCCCCUUCCUCACCCUCAGCAUGUUCAUCCACCUCAAGUUCCACACCGGAUUCACAUCGGACGCCGACAAACUCUACGCGGGCGCCAACCAGAUGGUCACCGAGGCCUUCGCAUCCAUCCGCGUCAUCCACGCGUACAACCUGCAGGGCUUCGUUUCGGGGGAGUACGGCAAGAUGAUUUUGCAAGCUAACAAGAUGCUGGUACGGCAGAGCAACGUUGCGGGUAUCUCCUUCGCCUACUCCAACUUCCUCAUGUUUGGCAUGUACUCCCUGAUCAUCUACUUCAUGGGUCAUGAGAUCCGGCACGGCUGGGUGGAGUUCGGGGACGCGCUGAAAGCCUUCAUGGCGAUCCUACUGGCGGCGAUGGGCAUGGCGCAGGCCUCCCUGUCCUUCCCCGACCUGGGCAACGCCAAGGGUGCGGUGCAGCGCAUCUUCCCCAUCCUCGACCGCAAGCCGGCCAUCGACAGCGCCGACCCCGCCGGCAUCCAGCCCGACCCGCAGACCCUGCGCGGAGAGAUUGAGUUCCGCGACGUGCGCUUCGCCUACCCCUCGCGUCCCUCCGUCGUCAUCUUCAACCACUUCAACCUCACGGUGGGUGCCGGCCGCGUGACGGCGCUGGUGGGCGAGAGCGGCAGCGGCAAGUCGACGGUGGUGGGCCUCAUCGAGCGCUUCUACGACCCGCUGGCGGGAGAGGUGACGCUGGAUGGUACGGAUGUGCGGCGCUACAACCUGCGGUACCUCCGCGCGCAGGUGGGCCUGGUGAGCCAGGAGCCGCUGCUGUUCAACGGUACCAUUGCCGACAACAUCCGCAUCGGCAAGCAGGACGCAUCGCUCAAGGAACUGGAGGCGGCGGCAGAGGCGGCCAAUGCUCGCGCCUUCAUCGAGGCCCUGCCUGAGAAGUACGACACCAAGGUGGGCGAGGGCGGCAUCCAGCUGAGCGGUGGACAGAAGCAGCGCAUCGCCAUUGCCCGGGCGGUGGUGAAGAACCCCAAGGUCAUGCUCCUGGACGAGGCCACCUCUGCCCUGGACGCCCGCGCCGAGGCGGUGGUGCAGGCCGCCCUGGACCGCAUCAUGGAGGGCCGCACCUCCAUCGUCAUUGCGCACCGCCUGUCCACCAUCCGCAACGCGCACUCCAUCGCGGUGGUGUACCGGGGCUCCAUCCUGGAGCGCGGCACGCAUGAGGAGCUCAUGGCGCUGCCCAACGGCUCGUACGCACGGCUGGUGGCGGCGCAAAGCAGGGAGCCGGCGGGUGCAGCGGGGAAGGGCAAGGCGACGGCGACGGCCAGGGCGUGAAGGAAUGGGAUUCCUUUGUAGAAGUAGUAGGUGGAAGGUGGAGGAGGAGGUGGUGGGG
Molecule: messenger RNA, 4406 nt
Organism: Astrephomene gubernaculifera
Lineage: Eukaryota; Viridiplantae; Chlorophyta; Chlorophyceae; Chlamydomonadales; Astrephomenaceae
Source: the annotation of a GenBank genome assembly